Messenger RNA from Tilletiaria anomala UBC 951, 231 nucleotides. RefSeq lists its product as uncharacterized. The annotation marks the transcript as partial. Gene Ontology annotation, molecular function: protein dimerization activity; DNA-binding transcription factor activity. Lineage: Eukaryota; Fungi; Basidiomycota; Exobasidiomycetes; Georgefischeriales; Tilletiariaceae. The record is from RefSeq and is a predicted model, not a curated record. Gene Ontology annotation, biological process: positive regulation of transcription by RNA polymerase II. Gene Ontology annotation, cellular component: RNA polymerase II transcription regulator complex. The transcript has 2 exons.
AAGAGGGCAAAUCACAAUGCAAUCGAACGCGCGAGACGGGAGUCCCUAAACAAUCGAUUCCUGAUUCUUGCCGCUUCUUUGCCAGCCAUCUCGCAGAUAAGACGCCCUUCCAAGUCGCUCAUCGUCAACCGUUCUUUGCAGUUCGUCGCGGACAGCCUCUCACUCGAGAUGCUCUACCGUGACAUGCUCAAGGAGAUGCAUGCCCGCAACAUUAACCUCAUCCGUGAAGUC